AGUGUUUCAAGUCACGUUACACACGGACAAAAAAAAAAUGACUUGAUUAUAAGAUGUUAAGAUGAUCGUGCGAUUUUAAGAUUCAAAAUCAGAAUCUCUAUGUUAAUUACGAUGUAAAUUUUAGUUUUUGUACAAUUUCUUACUUAAUUUUUACUACCAAAACUACCCUAAUAUAUUUUAUACACCGUUUUCAUACCGAUAAUGUCAUAAAUGCUGCGUUCAGUUACCUAGUUAUACACAUUCUUCAGUUUUGAGGCCAUCAAAAAUUAAUAAAAAAUUUAAUGUUCAUCAAGGACUGGAAGCCUUCUGCGAUAUCGGCAACUGCUCCUUCAACAGGCGGCCAAGACCUCGACCAGCAGAUCGCUAAGCAAGGUGACCUCGUCCGAUCACUGAAGGCCGCGAAGGCUGAGAAGGCCAAGGUCGACGAGGCUGUCAAAGUUCUACUUGACCUAAAGGCCAAAUAUAAGGCUGCUACAGGAAAGGAUUGGAAGCCCGGAUCAACUCUAGCUCCUUCAAGCACAGUGACCAGCAGCAAAGAUUUAGACCAACAAAUUACCAAGCAAGGCGAUCUCGUCCGCUCACUGAAGGCCGCCAAAACCGAAAAGGCCAAGGUAGACGAGGCUGUCAAAGUUUUACUAGACCUCAAGGCAAAAUAUAAGGCAGCUAUGGGACAGGACUGGAAACCGGGGUCUGUGCCAACUCCGCAGCAGGCAAACAAUAGUGUUGACGGCCUAUCUACCCAAAUAGCCGCCCAAGGUGACAAAGUACGCAAACUCAAAACUGAGAAAGCUGACAAGGCUACUGUUGACGCGGAGGUAAAAACCUUGCUCUCAUUGAAGGCCCAGUACAAAUCGGCCACCGGUGCCGACUGGACGCCAAAUACAGCUGCCCCUGCCAACAAGAAAUCACAGAGUCCGUCUACUAAUACCCCCACAAUGAACGGUGCUAAUGACAAGGCUACAGUACUAGCGGCCGAGAUAGCUAAGCAGGGAGACCUAGUCAGGGACCUUAAGGCUAAAAAGGCAGAUAAGGCCACCAUAGACCAGGAAGUUAAGAAAUUGCUGGAAUUGAAGGCGCAAUACCAAACGGAGACUGGUGCUGCGUAUGCGCCGCCUUCACAGGCACGCGAAAACAAACCUAAGGAAAAGAAACCCAAGGAAGCCAAACCCAAGGAAGCCAAACCCAAGGAGGUCAAACCAAAGGAGCCGUCUCCAAAACCUUCUAAAGAGGAAUCAUCAUCAGGCCCCAAGAAGAUUACCAGGUUAGGCUUGGAGGCAAGCAAAGAUGUAGACUUGCCAGAGUGGUACACGCAGGUCAUCACAAAAUCCGAGAUGAUUGAUUACUACGACAUCUCCGGUUGUUACAUCCUGCGGCCGUGGUCGUACUGCAUAUGGGAUAGGAUACGUAACUUCCUCUCUGGUCAAUUCAAAAAGCUCGGCGUUAAAGAUGGCUAUUUUCCAAUAUUCGUAUCAAAGGCCGUAUUAGAACGCGAGAAGACUCAUAUAGCUGACUUCGCACCGGAAGUGGCGUGGGUUACACACUCUGGUUCGUCCGAGUUAGCUGAACACAUCGCCAUCCGUCCCACAUCUGAGACAGCUAUGUAUCCCGCGUACGCACGAUGGAUACAGAGCCAUCGGGACUUGCCUUACAAGCUGAACCAGUGGAAUAACGUAGUGCGAUGGGAGUUCAAACAGCCGCAACCGUUCUUGCGCACGCGCGAGUUUCUCUGGCAAGAGGGACACACCGCCUUCAGAACACCGCAAGAAGCUGGUGAAGAAGUACUGCAGAUAUUAGAUCUGUACGCGCGUGUUUACGAAGAAUUGCUAGCGAUUCCAGUGAUCAAGGGCCGGAAGACGGAGAAGGAGAAAUUUGCUGGUGGCGACUAUACCACCACCGUGGAGGCGUACAUACCAGCCAGUGGACGCGGCAUUCAGGGUGCCACCAGCCAUCACCUAGGACAAAACUUCUCCAAAAUGUUCGAGAUAGUAUAUGACGACCCCGAUACGCAGGAAAAGGCGUACGUCUAUCAAAACUCCUGGGGUAUUACUACGAGGACUAUCGGUGAGACAUCGGGAGGUCUAGGAUAGGAAAUAUCAAGUUUCAUCGAGCAGGCAGAAUGUUAAUAUACAAUAUUUGCCGUAACUUUUUUUACUGAAUAGUGUAUUUUUUAAGGUGUAAUGGUGUUAGUUCACGGCGACGAUCGCGGUUUAGUAUUACCACCACGCGUGGCAGAGAUCCAGGUGAUAGUUGUUCCGUGUGGCAUCACGGCCUCCAGUACAGCUGACGAUAGGAAGAGCCUCAUUGACUCGUGUAAGAACCUCGUGGAUGAAUUUCUCGCUGCCGGUAUCCGCGCUGAAGGAGACUAUAGAGACAACUAUUCGCCCGGUUGGAAGUUCAACCAUUGGGAACUAAAGGGUGUGCCAAUUCGUGUAGAGUUGGGCCCCAAGGACAUGGCACGUGGCGAGAUCGUAGCAGUUAGGCGGUUGACAGGUGAUAAGCUUACGUUGAAACGGACGCAAGCUCCUGGUGAACUCGCCGCCUUACUAGAGAAAACACACGAUGAAAUGUUUGCCAAAGCAACAAAGGAUCGUGAUGAAAGAUUAUCAAUUCACACAAAAUGGAGUGAUUUCACUGAGGCUUUGGAAAAGAAACAUAUUCUUAUGGCACCCUUCUGUGGAGAAAUAUCAUGUGAAGACAACAUCAAAAAAGAUAGUGCAAGAAAUGAUGAUGAUGCAACUAGUGAUGUGAAAGCGCCUGCCAUGGGUGCUAAGUCUUUGUGUAUACCAUUUGAACCUCCACGUCAAAUUUCUGAUGCUGAUGUGUGCAUCCAUCCAGCUUGCAAGAGUAAACCGAAAUUUAUAACUCUUUUUGGUCGUAGUUAUUAAAUAAAUACUGACUGAAAAGACAUUUGAUAUGAAUAAAUAAUUUAUUGUUUC
Messenger RNA from Diatraea saccharalis (sugarcane borer), 2936 nucleotides. The record is from the annotation of a GenBank genome assembly. NCBI's taxonomy places the organism in Eukaryota, Metazoa, Arthropoda, Insecta, Lepidoptera, Crambidae.